AUGCCUUUUGUUAAAAUAUCAGUCCAUGACUCGACUAUUCCACCUCCACCGGCUGUGCCUUGGUUCUUCUAUAACUCAGCUUCCCAGAUCGAUGAUCCUGCCUUUACUCUCCCAAGCCCAGCAGGCCCCACAACUGCUGCAGGAGCAUUGACUUCAGAAGCUUUUGGCUCGCUUUCAAACAACCCAAAUAGACCAUCACUUGCUGGUCCUCCUGUGGCUACUGCUGCUGCCGCUGCUGCCGCUGCUGCCGCUGCUGCCGCCGCUGCUGCUGCAACCAACUCCUCAAGUGUAGUUGCAAAUGCUGCUGCCACCGCCGCUGCGGCUGCUGCGGCUGCUACAAGUUCUUCUUCCUCUUCCUCUUCCUCUUCUUCCUCUUCUAAUAAUAAUUCUCGAAUACCAACACCAGGACCAAAUUCAGGACCCAAAGGUUUCAGUUCCUGGGAAGAAGCCAAAGAUAAUGCAGAAAAGAUUCUCAAAGAACUUGAAGAAGAAGAGAAAACUCACCAUGAAAAAGACAAAAACUCGCAUCAUCAUCAUCAUCAUCAUCAUCACAACGCUACCAUUGAUACUGACACAGACACAACUGCAAAAUCUCCGCCACCAAAAAAAAGAUGUUCGGUUUCUUUGGAUCCCCCAGUUUAUGCAACGGUUUCCUUUUCAGGUGCGCUGGUACCCACCUCUGCGGCGUGGUCUGCAUUUAAUCCAAACAAUAAUCAAGAGCUUGAGGUAGCUUACCAAAAUUAUCACAAAAGAGUAAAUGGUGACACUUCCAAGGAGCAAGAAAAAAAUCAAAAGAAUGACUGUGACUGUACAGACGAUGAAGAAGAUGCAGAAGAUGAGGAUAAUGAAGAAAACGACGAAGAAAAUGAAGUCCUGGUAGGUAUUCGACGUCUUUUUUGCGUCAAUGUUAGAAAGGAAACCAUGAAGCCUGUUUAUUGGAAACCUAUACGUGACAUUUCUCAUGUUAUGCGUUCCGAAUGGUACUUUUCAUCUACUCUGACACCAGUCGAACCUUCUCUUGAAGCAGCUGUAGUAAAGGCAUUCUAUCAAGUCAGACCAUGGACUAAUGAAUAUGUCUCCGAACUACAAACUGCUAUUCAAGUCCCAGAAUCAGCCUCGAAAAUUAAAAUUCCUAUUACUUAUACAUUGACCCCAGAAAAGCCUGAACAGCCUGCAGUCACUUAUAACGCAUUUGUUGUUUUUGCACCUUGUAACGCUGCUAAGGAAGAUACACCACCAGUGACUCCAGAUGAACCAGUGGAUCCUCUAUUUACUAAUGAAACAACUGAAGAAACAUCAGAUCCCGCUCCUGAAUCAGAAUCUAAACCUGAGUCUAAGUCAGAACCUGAGCUUGAACCUAAGCCUAAGCAUACAAUUGUAUGUACACCUAAAGAAUAUCCAGUGGCUUACAUAUUUGGACCACAGCUCGGCACUACUUCUAUGAACCCUCUAUCUUAUUUAAUUUCACCUACAAAUUACCAACUAGUUUCCUGUUUGCUUUCUGGUAAAACUCCAGUAGGAACUUUGGCCAUUCUUCAACGUCAUUUUGACUGGUCAGACUGGAAAAAGGUUCGCAACCUUCCUGAUCGUGGGUCUGAUAAUCUUGGGUUUGUCCCACCUCCUAUAACAGAUGUUAUCUUUGUCAUUCAUGGUAUUGGCCAAAAAUUGUCUGAACGCUUGGAAAGUUUUAACUUUACUUAUGCCAUUAAUCGUUUCAAUAUUUUGAUUGCUGAGCAAUUAGAAUCGCCAAAUGUUAAGCAGUAUAUUGAAGAAAAUACUACAAUCAUUGCUCUUCCCAUUAAUUGGCGGAAAACUUUGGAUUUUGAUGCAAUUAAGAAUGUGAGUCAAGAUCAAGAUACUGGAAAGGUUCUCUUCACACUUAGUCAAAUCACGUUGAGAUCUAUCCCUGCCAUCCGCAAUAUUAUUUCCGACGUCAUGCUUGACAUUCCCUACUACAUGUCGCAUUAUAAAAAUCUUUUGAUUGAAGCAACAGCUGGGGAAGCUAAUAGAAUUUACCGAUUGUUGGUUAAAAACAAUCCUGGUUUUGAGGAAAAAGGAAAAGUUCACAUUAUUGGACACUCUUUAGGGAGUGUUUUGGCUCUUGAUAUUUUAUCGUACCAACCUAAUAAGGUAAAUAAAGCAGCUGCUCUUUCUGACCCUUCUACUAUGCCAAAGUCCCAGUUUUGCUUCGACACUACAAACUUGUUUUUUGCAGGGAGUCCUGUCGGAUUUUUCCUUUUGUUGGAAAAUUCAAGUCUUGUUCCUCGAAAACUUUAUGAAGAAGAAGUCAAGAAAGAACGCUUUGAAAGAUACCUGCGCUCAAAGUCUACAAUGGAACUUUACAAUGAAAAACUUAUUCUCUCGGAUCCCACAAAGGAAACUAUUGAUACCGAUCAUCAAGAAGAAGAUAUUGCUGAUCAGGGUUCUGGUAACUCUAAGUCUAUUUUUCAAAAUCCGUCAUUAAAUGCAUCUGCUUCAAAUUUAUUUCCUCCAAAAUAUCCAUAUGGUUGCAUGAGCAUUCAGCGACUUUACAAUGUUAUGCAUUAUUCAGACCCCAUAUCCUAUUGUUUGAACCCAACUGUGGACCCUGAACUUGCUGAAAGUAUUGAACAAGCAGUCUUGCCAACAGAAAAGGAGUUUCCUUUGAAGAAGGCUCAUCACAAGCGUGGAGAUAAGUCUUCCACAAAAAAUGCUAGAACAGGGAGUUUUUUCGAAACAUGGAAAGUUAAACUUCCAGAACUAUUUUCUUCUUCUCCAACUGCUUCACCACGGGCCAAAAGACAGGAAUCUUUGGAUUUGACAUUGACUACAUCGCCAAACAAGGAUACUUUGGCUGUCAAGUCGGCAGAGACUGGGACAAGCUCAGAUGAGCAGGGCCCCUUGGCUUCUCCAGUAGUUGAAGAAACUCGAACCUGGAGUGGUCGUUCGUUUAUGAGCAAGAUAUUACGUUCUCGUGAAUCUCGUGGACGCUCAGAUUCUGUAUCAUCAAUCAGCUCAGUUGACUCUACCCGCAGUACUAAAAGCGUUGUUAUUACAUCGAAUUCCCAAAAUAUUGAAUCUGAAACUACAUCCACAACUACUCUGACAUCCUCUCAAAGAAUGAGCCGCGUUACAUCACUGAAUUCUGAAAGCGUUGCAGUUUCCGAAUCUGAAUCUGAAGCUGGUGAAACAGAAAAUAUUUCUCUUAGAAAGCAACUCCUUAUGCCUAAAUAUGGAGUCAACAGCACUAAUUUAAAUGCAACUAAUGGAGCAAUGAUUACCAGAUCUAAUUCUUCUGCUUCUCUUGCAAAGCGCACCAAGCGAGAAAAAAUGUUUGGAGACUUAUUAACACCAUCUACGCCAGACUCUGGGACUCGCAGUCAGUCAAUUCCACCAGAAAUCUAUCGUAGCAGCGGUGGUAGUUCUAACACAUUUGAUAGUGAAGAUGUUGAUGGAGACGAUGAAGAUGACGACGAGUCUGAUGAUGAUGAUGAUGAUGAUGAUGAUGAUGAUACCUUGCAAGGUAAUGAGAACGUUACUGGAGAUGAACCCCCUCCCUUGAGUUACUCUGAGCGGAAGAUGGCGGAAAUGAAUGAUAAUGGACAAAUUGACUUUAUCAUUCCUUUAGUGGGGACUUUGGAAAACCAGUACCUGUCAAUGCUUAAAGCUCAUGGAGCUUAUUGGGACACAAGGGAUUUUGCCAGGUUGGUGGCCAUUGAAUGUGGCCGGCCCACUAACCGACCAGCUUUACGUCAAUUUAAAGCUAAAAAGAAACCUAAAGAAUAG
Molecule: messenger RNA, 3765 nt
Organism: Magnusiomyces paraingens
Lineage: Eukaryota; Fungi; Ascomycota; Dipodascomycetes; Dipodascales; Dipodascaceae
Exons: 1
Coding region: 1-3765 (1254 amino acids)
Cellular component (GO): cytoplasm
Molecular function (GO): metal ion binding; glycerophospholipase activity
Source: RefSeq, a predicted model, not a curated record